Molecule: messenger RNA, 573 nt
Organism: Nylanderia fulva
Lineage: Eukaryota; Metazoa; Arthropoda; Insecta; Hymenoptera; Formicidae
Source: RefSeq, a predicted model, not a curated record
AUGGAAAUAGAACAGAAUAAUCAGCUUCCCUUUCUAGACGUGUUAGUUAAAAAGAACAAAGACGGCACCUUAGGUCAUCGGGUUUAUCGAAAAUCAACACAUACGGAUCGUUACCUCCAUGCCACCUCUCAUCAUCACUUGACUCAGAAGAAUUCUGUUAUCAGUUCAUUAAUAUGCAGAGCCUUAACAAUUUCUGAAUUAACUUUCCUUAAUGAAGAAUUAGAACAUCUCAAUCAAGUUUUAACCAAGAAUAGAUACAACAACAAAGACAUUUAUCAAACAACUGAAAGGCUGAAAAAUAAAAUCUCCAGUUCUACAAAUAUGAGUACAUCAAGUGAAAAAGAAGAAGAUCAAAAAUGGACGAUCCUUCUGUAUCUUCAGGGUACAACAGAAUGCAUUAGCAGGAUUCUGGGUAAACACAAUAUCAAAGUAAUUUCUAAAAAUAAGAUUGCGCAACCACUUCCUAAUCCCAAGGACCGGAGACCACACUUAGAAACACUAGGUGUAUACAGGAUUCCUUGCUCCUGCAAAAAAGUGUACAUAGGAGAAACUGGGAAAAAGAUCAGUACAUGA